This is a messenger RNA of Mucor velutinosus, 345 nucleotides long. RefSeq lists its product as uncharacterized. The transcript has a single exon. NCBI's taxonomy places the organism in Eukaryota, Fungi, Mucoromycota, Mucoromycetes, Mucorales, Mucoraceae. Bases 1 to 345 code for a protein of 114 amino acids. The record is from RefSeq and is a predicted model, not a curated record.
AUGCCCAACACAAAGAACCUCGAAAACAUUGCUGCUCCCGCUCAAAUGGUUGGUGGUAUGAGAGUUAAGAACCCUGAUGCCCACCGCAUUCCCUUGAAGGAAGAGGAACGCAAGGAAGAAGCCAUGAACGCUACUGAUGAAGAUGGUCGCGAAGUCCUCUCUAACGAACAACAAGCUGAAUUCGACGAACAAGAGAAGCUUCGCAUCCGUGAGCUCCAAGAGCGUCAAGCCAGAGACAUGGAGAACCACACAGCCUCCAAGAACGAGAUGAUCUCCAAGAAUGCUGGUAGCAAUGUCAAGCAACAAUUCAUCCCUCCUGCUCAACCCAGAAACAUGAACCACUAA